This is a messenger RNA of Phragmites australis (common reed), 2328 nucleotides long. Its product is annotated as putative pentatricopeptide repeat-containing protein At3g08820. NCBI's taxonomy places the organism in Eukaryota, Viridiplantae, Streptophyta, Magnoliopsida, Poales, Poaceae. The transcript has a single exon. Gene Ontology annotation, biological process: RNA modification. The record is from RefSeq and is a predicted model, not a curated record. The coding region runs from base 84 to 2111 and encodes 675 amino acids. Gene Ontology annotation, molecular function: RNA binding; zinc ion binding; protein binding.
AUGGUGCCACGUUAUCCUUGAAAUUUUACGAAUUUUAUCGAUGUCGAAAACCACACGAAGCACUCGAUCCAACAUAGUAAACCAUGAAUAUUUUCAGGGGCAAAUUGUCAACUUAUUCUAUAGCGAAGUGUAUGCUUGGAUUUCAUGCAACGUUUGGCGCUUUUAUGUCGGGUGCUGCCGCCGCCGAAAUCCGCCGCCGACUCCUCACCGGCGUCAGCCCCAGCAGCCACCUCCCACCGCUCACAGUCAAGCUCCUCCACGGCCGCCUCCUCCGCCUCGAUCUCCUCACUGAUCUCACCCCGCUCCUCCUCCGCGUCCUCUGCUCCUCCGGUCUGCACCUCCACGCCCUCCGCCUCCACACCCUCCUUCCCAGCCCCUCCCACCUCACCUUCCCCUUCGCCCUCAAGGCCGCGUCCCGACUACCGGACCCGCUCUCCGCCGGCGUGCAGCUCCAUGCCCGCUCCCUCAAGCUCCCCUACCACUCCAACCCCCACGUUCUCACAUCCCUCCUCAACCUGUACGCAAAAUGCGGCCUUUUGCACGACGCCCAGAGGGCGUUCGACGAAAUGCCCCACCCCAGCACCGUUUCUUGGACCGCGCUCAUCACUGCGUACAUGGACGCUGGGCGCGUCCAGGAAGCCGUUCGCGUUGCAAGGAAGGCGUUCGCGGAUGGCAUGCGCCUGGACAGCUUCACGGCUGUGCGAGUCCUGACUGCGUGCGCUCGUGUGACAGAUUUGGUGACCGGGGAGGCAGUAUGGAGGGCAGCAGAGGAAGAGGGGAUCGCAGGGAGCGUGUUCGUGGCAACUGCGGCGUUGGACUUGUAUGUCAAAUGCGGAGAGAUGGAGAAAGCACGGGAGGUGUUUGACAAGAUGCAGAACAAGGAUGCAGUGGCUUGGGGCGCUAUGGUUGGGGGAUACUCCUCCAACGGGCAUCCACGAGAGGCUCUGGAGCUUUUCUUUGCAAUGCAGGCAGAGGGGGCGAAGCCGGAUUGUUACACAGUAGUUGGAGCGCUCUCUGCAUGCACAAGGUUGGGUGCACUGGCUUUGGGACGGAGGGCAGUUGGGAUGGUGGACUGGGAUGAGUUUCUUGACAACCCAGUCCUGGGGACUGCACUGGUCGAUAUGUAUGCCAAGUGUGGGAGCAUGGAUGAGGCGUGGACAGUGUUCCAGCAGAUGAGGAAGAGAGACAUUGUUGUUUGGAAUGCAAUGAUCUUGGGGCUUGGCAUGACUGGGCACGAGAAGAUUACUUUUGCGCUUGUCGGUCAGAUGGAGAAGUUAGGCAUGACACUGAAUGACAAUACCUUCAUUGGGUUGCUCUGCAGCUGUACACAUACUGGCCUUGUACAAGAUGGGCGACGGUAUUUUCGUAACAUGACUCAGUUAUCCCGUAUAAGUCCUAGGAUCGAGCACUACGGUUGUAUGGUUGACCUGCUCAGUCGUGCGGGUUUGCUGGAGGAGGCUCAUCAGCUGAUUGAGGACAUGCCGAUGCAGGCAAAUGCUGUUAUAUGGGGGGCACUUCUUGGUGGUUGCAAAAUCCACCGGGAUGCUGACCUUGCUGAACAUGUGUUGAAACAGCUCAUCCGGCUGGAGCCAUGGAAUUCUGGAAACUACGUCAUGCUAUCUAACAUAUACUCUAACAGUGGCAGAUGGGAGGAUGCGGCAAAGCUCAGGUUGGAAAUGAAGGCGAAGGGGGUUGACAAGGUCCGUGCAUAUAGCUGGGUUGAGUUUAAUGGUAAAGUCCACGAGUUCCAUGUUGGAGACAAGUCACAUCCCCUCUCAGAUCAAAUUUACACAAAGCUAGAUGAAUUGGGCAUGGAAAUGAAGGCCAUGGGUUAUAAACCAACUACCGAGGUGGUGAUGUUUGAUAUUGAAGAUGAGGAGAAGGAGCACACGCUAGUGCAUCACAGCGAGAAGAUUGCCAUUGCAUUCAGCCUCCUCACUACUGGACCAGAAGAGACCAUUAGGGUCACCAAAAACCUCCGAGUUUGCGGUGACUGCCACACUGCCAUCAAGCUCAUAUCAAGGAUAACCUAUCGUGAAAUUAUUGUUAGAGAUAACAAUCGAUUCCAUUGCUUUAGAGAUGGUCAUUGCUCUUGCAAUGAUUACUGGUAGUAUUACAAACGACUUCCUGUUGCAAUUUUGAGCAGCUGUUUGAUGUAAACUGUAGUCAGCUAGAGUUGUGAUUGGAGCAUGGAAGAGGCAGAGUAAGGCAGGUCCACAUUGUAGUUUUUUCCCCAUUCAGUUGUUUCUGCUGAAAGGAAUCAAUAAUGUUUUGUUUGAUUGCUCUUGUGUAGUUGUGUUUUAUCUGUAAUGUACUUCAGAAAUUAAA